GGAAAGAAACUACAAGUCCCAGAAGCCACUGGGGCCCCACAUCCGUUUCACACCUCGUCUCCUCUGGGCUAAAUCCUGAUGCAAAAAUGGCUGGAAGCAGCACGGGGUCCAGAAAUAAUAUCCCCGAUUAUGAGACGGUGGAUCUGAACACUCGGGCGUUCCACGUGGGCGCUUUUGGGUCUCUUUGGAAGGAGGCGCUGCGCCAGCAAGACGUGUCUCUCCAGCAGGCAGAACCUGCGGCGGACGACGAGGCGGCGGUGAUGGAGGAUUUUCUCUGCACGCCGGAGAUCGCGGCAGAGCUGAAAGCUGUAUGCAGCAUUGCUGCACUGAAGAGCUCUGAUAAAGAAGAUACAGAAGUGAUACCUGAAGAUACCAACUUAAUAACUCUUAAAAUUCGGCAGAAAGCUCUGGAGAGGCGAGAAGAAACCAUCCUUGUUGAUCGUGCAUGUAGACAAGAAACAUUUAUUCAUGAGAUGGAAUCUCAUGCAAUUGGAAAAAGGCCAAAAGAUCCUGAGAACAUGAUUGACGAAGCUGAACUUGUGUUAACUCUCAACAUUUUUUAUCCAGUUAUAUUUCAAAAGCAUAAGCUUCGGAAGCCAUAUCAGACACUGUUGAUCCUAGGGAGCCAAAAACUUACCGAGCUUCGAGAUUGCAUUUCUUGUGUUAGUGACCUUCAGAUUGGUGGGGAGUUCAGCAAUAAUCCUGCUCAGGCCCCAGAAAAUAUCAGCAAGGAUCUCUAUAAGUCUGCCUUCUUUUACUUUGAAGGUGUUUUUUAUAAUGAUAGCAGGAGUCCUGAAUGCAGAGAUUUGAGCAGGACAAUUACUGAGUGGGCAGAAUCUCGUGACCGAGGUUAUGGAACUCUUCGGGCCACUAAAAUGGAAGACUACACCUUUAAUGAUUUGAACAUAAAAAUAGGUUUCCCGUACCUUUAUUGUCAUCAAGGAGAUUGCGAGCACAUUGUUAUUAUCACAGAUAUCAGGCUUAUUCAUCGAGAUGACUGCCUAGACAGAAGCCUCUACCCCUUAUUAACCAAAAAACAUUGGCUAUGGACUAAAAAGUGUUUUGUGUGCAAAAUGUACACAGCCAGGUGGGUAACGAAUGAAGACAGCCUUGCUCCACAAGAGCCCUCAUUCUUUUGUGAUGCCUGUUUUCAAACACUCCAUUAUGAUGCAGAUGGCAACAAGCUGGGAGAGUUCCUUGCUUACCCUUAUGUUGAUCCAGGGAUUUUCAACUGACCUCAAGAAGAAAGAAGAUCAAAUAACAUGGUAUCAUCUGCUUCAGUGUCUGUUGGAACAUGAAUCGUCCAGUAUUGGGAUUAAGCAUUGGACAACUUUUUUAAGUAUUUCUGCUUUAUGUUUACACACACGUAUUCCAUUUUAUUUUUACAUCUUGAUCCUUGCCCUAGAUACAGUUGUUCGUAAUCUUAUUUCAUGUCAGAGGCCAAUGAAAGCUGAAUUCUCUUUGCCGUACACUAGUAUCAAAAUUGAGACAUGUCGGAAAGUCACUUUCAUCUCCCUCAAGCUAUGUCCAUGAUCUGCUUCCAGCAGGCAGAAAAUAUAUAUAUAUAUAAUCCUUUCCUCCAGGAGAAGAAUUACUUGAUGGAGAAAAGACCAAUUAUCAGAAUGGUGUCCCUGCUCCAGUUUGGCAUCUUGGGACAGUGGAUCCUUAUUAUUUAUUUUUGAAGGGCAAGACAACAGGGUUUUUUUGGUUUUUUUUUUUUUUUUUGGAAGGAUAUUGUCAGAUUGUUAGGUUUGUUUUAUUUUUAAUUUGUUGAGUUUUACUAUUUUGUUAAUAAAUGUUCUCUAUAUUUUAUUUAGCAACCAUUUUUUUAGGGGUUGUGACACAGCAUUUCAGGAUCGUAAAAUUGACAGAUGCUUGGAUCUCUCCCAUGUCUUUGCUAAGAGUCUUGGGCUUCUCUCUGUGAGAGAUUAGGCAUUGCUAGUUAGACGAUAUUGCUGUGCUGCCACAAUUAAUACUGCUAUUUCACAUAACGAUACUUCUUUUGAGAAUUCAUGUGUAUCUGAGUUGCUUUGAGUGGCUGAUCUUUCAAAUAUAUUUAUUUAAAUAUAA
This is a messenger RNA of Pantherophis guttatus, 2070 nucleotides long. RefSeq names its product small nuclear RNA activating complex polypeptide 3 (gene SNAPC3). Gene Ontology annotation, cellular component: snRNA-activating protein complex. The record is from RefSeq and is a predicted model, not a curated record. Gene Ontology annotation, biological process: snRNA transcription by RNA polymerase III; snRNA transcription by RNA polymerase II. Lineage: Eukaryota; Metazoa; Chordata; Lepidosauria; Squamata; Colubridae. Gene Ontology annotation, molecular function: bent DNA binding; core promoter sequence-specific DNA binding; RNA polymerase II cis-regulatory region sequence-specific DNA binding.